AUGGCCCACGUCCCUUCUGAGAACGAGCUGGCCUUGGUUAAAGUCCUCUACUCCGCUUUACCGGCCGUUUCUGCUUCGUUUUUCUUUAUUGCAACUUGCAUUCGAGCCGCAGCGGAUGCUGUGAUUUUAACCGCUUGGGCUGCCCCAGGAGCAAGUUCCCCGACUGUAAAUGGAAAGCUCUUUUACUCCUGGGCAUCGUGUCUCCUCUGGUUUGUGAAUCUUCUGUGGUACAUCGAUUCAGCAGCACCCACAGCGUACCCGUUCUACGGCACUUGGGCGAUGUACUUGGCGGCUGAAGUUUUAUUUCUUCUGGUUACGUUGAGGCUACAACUUCCUCGUACAAGCUCAGAGGUUUUAAUAGGGACCUUUCGACUCUCCCUGCUAGUUACGCUUAUAUUAACAGCUUCUGGCUCACGCUUUGUGCUAACGGGAAAAGGCGGGAGAGACGAGGAGAAUACGCCCCUAUUAAUAGCGCAGGGAGAACCACGGCCCAUACAGGGAACAUACGGUUCUUGCGAGAAUAAUUCGGCAGCUCAGUCUGACGUCGAUGCGUCGUCCAAAACGAAUGGUAGAAGUGAUCUUAGUCCCGAGGAUGAUCUCGUCGAUGAUGGGGAUCGGAAGACCUUAUGGGAUAUCGUAGAGUUUCUCAGGGCUUUUUUACCAUUCUUUUGGCCUUCAGGUGAGCCUGGCCGCCAGCUGCUCUACGUAGGUAUUGGGGGGUGUCUGGUAGUUGAACGUGUCAUGAACGUAAUUAUCCCGCUACAACUUGGGCUGAUAACAAAUCUCCUGACAAAGUCUGACGGGGUGGUCCCUUGGAAAGAAAUAGCAAUAUUUAUUGCGCUUCGAUUUCUUGACUCGAGCGGUGGCUUAACGGCACUUAGAUCCUUUAUGUGGAUGCCACUUGAAGACCUUUCGUACCGGAAAAUUAGCACAACGGCAUUCAACCAUAUUAUGUCUCUUUCGUGCGACUUCCAUGACAGCAAAGCUUCCGGUGCGGUCUGGCAAACUAUUAUCCGUGGCCAAUAUGUCAAGGAUGUGGUCAACCACAUUUGCUUCCUUGUCAUUCCCACCAUGAUAGAUCUGGUAUUGGCUGUCAGCAUUCUAUACUAUCUUUUUGAUGCGUAUAUGGCGCUGGUAACGGCGGCUGUUACCGUGAUGUUUUUGUGGACAUCAAACAAAAUAAUUAACAUCCAAAAGACCAAACAGAGGGAGUCGAUCGAAAAGCGAACAAGGGAAUUUACUCUCUUGUGUGAAUCAACUGUUAAUUGGAAGACUGUUUCGUAUUUCAACCGCGUUCCUCAUGAGCAAUAUCGAUAUCAUUCAGCUGUCGGAGAGCACCUUAAAUCGCGGUUUGGGCUUAGGAUCUGGGGCUGUAUUGAAAAUACGCUUCAAUCCUUUGUCCUACUGUUGGGACUUAUGGUCGCUUGUUUGAUCGCUGCUUAUCAAGUUUCCUUGGGUUUCAAACCCAUUGGAAGUUUUGUCAUGAUGCUCAGCUACUGGGCCCAGUUAUCGUCUCCUCUUCAGUCCCUAGCGAACGGAUUUGAACAUACAGUUCAAGACAUGGUGGACGCGGAAGAACUACUUAGACUCCUACGACAAAAGCCGACAGUCGCGGACAGCCUCAAUGCUAAACCCUUGAGUUUCGAGCGCGGCUGCAUUGAAUUCAAAGGAGUCCAAUUUUCUUAUGAUGGCAAGAGGGAAGUUCUGAGAAAUAUAAAUUUUAAGGCUUCUCCUGGCCAGACUACCGCAAUUGUUGGCAAAACUGGAGGAGGGAAAUCGACUAUCCUGAAGCUGCUUUGUCGAUUCUACGAUCCCGCUGCUGGGGUUGUCAAUAUUGAUGGGCAAGAUAUUUCAAGUGUAACCCUUCAGAGCUUGCGUGAAAUAUUGGGUAUUGUUCCUCAGGAUCCUAUAUUGUUCUGCGAGUCAAUAAUGGCCAAUAUUCGCUACGCGAAACUUGAUGCUACUGACGAGGAAAUCGUGGAUGCAUGCAAAGCCGUUGCCCUUCACGAAAAGAUCAUGAGCUUUCCAGAUGGCUACGACACUUUGGUUGGGGAACGCGGCAUGAAGUUGUCGGGCGGCGAAUUACAACGUGUCGCCAUCGCACGAGCAAUGAUUAAAAACCCGAAAGUAGUACUCUUAGACGAGGCUACGAGCAGCGUGGAUAGUGAGACCGAAGCCCACGUGCAAAAAAGCCUGAAGCUACUUUGCGCUGGUCGGACGACAAUUGUUAUCGCCCACCGUCUUUCUACAAUCAUGAAUGCUGAUCAGAUAUUGGUGGUAAACGACGGUGAAAUAGUUGAAAAAGGAAGUCAUUCCCAACUUUUGAGAGCAAAAGGUUACUAUCAUCGCUUGUGCAGUUGGCAAGGUUUCUCUCACACAGACACACUGGAGGACAAGGCACCUCAAGCCGUUAUCAAUGAUAUAGGCUUCGUUGACACGACGGUGGAGGACAUCACUUGUUCACAAAUGCAAUCGGGAUCUACUACAGCCAGAAGUCCUUUCGAAGCCGCUAAAAUAGAACGUCCGGAUAUACGAAGCUGCUCUAUAACGUCUCAAAUACCACAGGUUUCGAUUGGCCAAGAUUUGUGCGAGCAUUGCUGCCGCUGUCUUAAUGCGACUUCAUCGACGAAAACGUCCAAAAUCAUGAAUCAUACCAGCGGAAAUUUGAAACCUGAAGCACCCGAGUUCGUUCCCAGAGCAUUCCAAAAUUAUAGUUCCGGCUUUUCACAUCCAUAUUACAUCCAAGUUGAUGCGAAUCACAACACUUUGAAUAGUCGCUAUGUCGACCACCCGCCUAGUGGAUAUGCGAGUGACACUGGAGAAAGCGUGGAGAUACGCACAGGCCCUACAAAAGAGAAAUUCCCAGAUACAGAAGUAGAAGCUAAACCAGAUACUGGUAUUAGGCCUACCCUUACUUCUCCAGACAAGAGACCGAACAACGAUGUGAAGUCAAUUGGAGCAUCCUUGAAGGAACCGUCGAAAACCAAACAAGCCGAUAUCUUCAAUGGGGAUGAAGUCCUAUCAGCAAUAGAGAAUAACAAAACGAAAAGUAUCAUCCGCCGGAAGUUAUCAAAAAGCGAACCAGCAGGUCUCAUCAAUAUGAAUGGGACUACUGAAAACUCGAGCAGAGGAUCGGAGGAGUCUCAAAGCUCGGGCCAUGGAGUUACUGCAAACGAACGUCCGCCCGCUAAACUGAGCGAGAAUGUCUCCAAACACCGGCGACGCCGCCGCCGAAAUAAUUGGCGAAGGAGAAAGGAGAUGAGAACAAACGCCAGUACCCAAUCAGGCACCGAUGGUAUGCGGUCGUCAUCAGAAUAA
Molecule: messenger RNA, 3318 nt
Organism: Uncinocarpus reesii 1704
Lineage: Eukaryota; Fungi; Ascomycota; Eurotiomycetes; Onygenales; Onygenaceae
Exons: 6
Coding region: 1-3318 (1105 amino acids)
Biological process (GO): transmembrane transport
Cellular component (GO): membrane
Molecular function (GO): ATP hydrolysis activity; ABC-type transporter activity; ATP binding
Source: RefSeq, a predicted model, not a curated record